Molecule: messenger RNA, 726 nt
Organism: Cylindrotheca closterium
Lineage: Eukaryota; Bacillariophyta; Bacillariophyceae; Bacillariales; Bacillariaceae
Source: the annotation of a GenBank genome assembly
AUGAAGAUGUCAACAACUUCCUUCAUGUUUCUGUUUGAAAUCUUAGCUGUGACGUUUCUCCCCGUUUGCUUUGGAUUCCAGUCGAAUGAUGCUCCAAGGCCAACAAGAAAACUCUCUCCUUGUUCUUCACCUUUCAGGAGUGGUGGUGACACCGCGACUACGACUACGACUACGACUACGACUACGAGGACAUCAUUGCACAGCAGUCUCGAUGAGAUGUUCAACAAGAACGAGGAUCUCCUGUUGGUUCGCCAGACACUUGAAGAGAAGUAUUCAGGUUUUGGCAAACUCUUGAAUCUGAAUGAUUCUGUUUGGAAAUCGAUCGGAGCAGGCUACGUCAAUGGGUUCACUCUAUUUGUGCCCACCAAUGAGGCUUUGGAGUCCCUCGAUGCGACCAAGCAAACCCAAUUGUACGACGAACGCAAUCUGGAAACCACGCAGAAAAUAGCAUCCUUUCAUGUGAUCAAUGAAUUGGUAACUGCUGAAGAUCUCUUCCAUGCCGGUGGCGUCAUCACAUUGGGAGGCGAAGUUCCAGUGGAUCGUUCCACAAAAGGUGGGAUGUUCGGAAUGGGAGGAAAAGAAGAUGGUGGAGUCUUGGUGAACCAAGUGAAGGUCGUUCAUUCGUUCCCGUUGGGUUCGGGCAUCGUCCACGAAGUCGAUGGUCUAGUCUCACCCAAUAUUCUGUGGAGGUAUAUGGAUCAAUUGCGGAUUCCAGGAUCCAAGUAG